Messenger RNA from Pangasianodon hypophthalmus (striped catfish), 4168 nucleotides. It is a transcript of the gene usp28, whose product is annotated as ubiquitin specific peptidase 28. The record is from RefSeq and is a predicted model, not a curated record. Gene Ontology annotation, cellular component: nucleus; cytosol. The transcript is spliced from 26 exons. Gene Ontology annotation, molecular function: cysteine-type endopeptidase activity; protein binding; cysteine-type deubiquitinase activity. Gene Ontology annotation, biological process: regulation of protein stability; protein deubiquitination; DNA damage checkpoint signaling. Bases 144 to 3686 code for a protein of 1180 amino acids. Lineage: Eukaryota; Metazoa; Chordata; Actinopteri; Siluriformes; Pangasiidae.
ACGCAGCCCUGGGCUCUGCGGCGUGUGUGUGCGUGUGUGUGUGUGCGUGUGUGUGUGUGGGAGGGAGUGAUCCAUGGAGUAGGUCACACUCCAGAGUCCGGACGAAGAAAUCUGGGGGAAAUUAAAAGUCCAACUGUCCUGCCAUGAGAGUUCAAGAGGACUGCGAACAUGCGGAAAACUGUGCGAAUCAGAUGCUGCUUAACCAGCUGAGAGAGAUCACUGGCAUUCAGGACCUCCAGGUUCUCCAGCGUGUCCUGAACGAAAGCCAGGGGGACAUUAGCCAUGCUGUUGGGCUCCUCACCACACAAACAGAGGAGAAGGAGCAAGUACAAGAGGAAGCUUCUACUGCAGAUCCUCACACAGAAUCUUCUAAUCAACACAGCAACGCAGCUAAUGAUGAACUGCAAGUUGCAAUUGAGCUCAGUCUUCAGGAGUCUCAGCAGGCCGAGGCAGAGGAGAGAGAGCUCCACAGGGCUCUGGAGGCCAGUGCUGAGGAGAACGCAGUUCGUGUGAAGAGGAAGAGGAACGAGGCGUCAGGAGAGAUGUGCAGUCCCGCAGACUGGAUCAGGCAGGAGGGAUGGCCUGUGGGCAUCCGCAAUGUGGGAAACACCUGCUGGUUCAGCGCCGUCAUCCAGUCCCUGUUCCAUCUGCCGGUGUUUCGCAGACUGGUGCUCAAUUACUGCCUGUCUGAGCGCGUGCUGGAGAAAUGCAAGAGCCACUCUGAGAAGAGAAACGUAGCGUUCAUGCAGGAGUUGCGAUGCCUCUUUGCCCUGAUGGUGGGCUCUAAUCGCAGGUUUGUGGACCCCUCUGCAGCUGUGGAGCUCCUCAGGGACGCUUUUAGGACCAGUGAGGCACAGCAGGAUGUUAGUGAGUUCACACAUAAGCUGCUCGACUGGCUUGAGGACGCCUUCCAGCUGGCAGCUAAUGGCAGUAAUCCAGAUGAUAAGCAGGACAACCCAAUGGUCCAGCUUUUCUAUGGGACAUUCGUAGCUCAGAGAGUCCAUGAGGGUAAGAUCCUCUCCACCAUGGAGCAGUUUGGACAGUACCCUCUGCAGGUGAAUGGGUUCAACAAUUUGGACGAGUGCCUGGAGGGUGCGAUGGUAGCAGCAGAGAUCGAAUCACUACACUGUGAUCAAACUGUGUCGUCUGGACAGGAGCGAUGGUUCUCGAAGCUGCCACCAGUGUUGACCUUUGAACUCUCUAGAUUCGAAUUUAAUCAGUCUUUAGGACGGCCAGAAAAAAUACACAAAAAGCUUGAGUUCCCUCAGAUUAUCUACAUGGACAGAUACCUUCACAGAAAUGUUGAACAAACACAUGGAAGAAGAGGAGAGGUAAAGAGGCUCAAGGACCAGUUAACAGUUCUUCAGCAGAAACUUGAAAGCUACAAAAACUAUGGUUCGGGGCCGAACAAGUACCCGCUGGCAGACAUGCUGCAGUAUGUUUUAGAGUUUGCCACCUCAAAGCAGACAAACACAAGCACCUCUCCCGCUUCAGCCGGACCUGCCAGCACUCCUGCACACACAGAACCCAGCUCAGAACACACCAGCCAAACAGAAGCAGACGAUGCUGGCUCAUCAGAUGGUUCAGGCUGCACACAGAGCUCUACCCAGAGGACGCCCAUCCACAAGCCCUUCACCCAGUGUAGACCCCCUGCUGACUGGCCUCAGCACCCAGUGCCUGGCAGCGUGAGUGAGGAGGAGCUGCACUUUGUCAGGGGCUGCCUGCAGCGCUGGAGAACUGAGGCAGAGAACAACAUCAACGAGCUCAAGGCCAGCAUUGACAAGGUCAGCCAGGCUCUGGAGGGGAUGUACUCAGAUAACAGUCUGUGUCAGGUGCCGUACAGGCUACAUGCAGUUCUUGUUCAUGAGGGACAGGCUUCUGCUGGUCAUUACUGGGCCUACAUCUACGAUCACACCAAUAAACGCUGGCUCAAGUACAAUGAUGUGAUGGUGACCGAGUCGUCGUGGGAGGAGCUGGUGCGAGACUCUUAUGGAGGAAUGACCAACGCCAGUGCUUACUGUCUCAUGUACAUUAAUGACAGACUGCCACACCUCAUAGCAGAGGACACAGACAAUGAGACAGGGCAGGUUCUCCAAGGCAUGGACUCCCUUCCUUCCAUACUGAAACGUUACGUCCGUGAGGACAACCGUUGGUUCCAGCAGCAACUGAGAGAAUGGGAGGAGCAAUUCCAUCAGGCGUCUCGGGAAGAGCUACAGGUUCCCAUAGCGCAGGCUCCCACCAGCAAAGAGGAGAACACUUCAGAACCAGAGCACCCAAAUCCAGAACCAGACCAAGAACACGGCCAUGAGAUACCUGAAGAACCGACCCCAGAGGCAGAACAGGAGCCGGUCCAGGAUUCAGAAGAGGCCACAACCAGCGUGGUAGCUCUUGAUUCGUCACCAGAGAGGAGUGAGGGGGUAAAGGAGGUUACUGAGGAUGCCACCUCUCUCAGUCUGACCCACAGCCAGCUGGAUGAGAAUCAGAGUUCUGUAUCGACAUCUCAGAAGGAUGAGGAGACAGCAGAAGCAGAGACUGAGAUAAUUAAUCAGACUGAAAGUGAGCACACAGAAACUGAAGCAGCAUCAGACCCACAACCUGAGAGUGAAGAGGCUGAAGAACAGACUGCAUCAGCGGAGGAGAGUCAAGCCGAGGCCAGCCAAGCCGAAGCCAGCCAACCGGAGAAUGAGGUGUCAGAGGUAGAGAUCCCUAAUGUGGGCAAGAUCCUGGUGCUCUCUGAUGCAGACGGAUAUAACGAGGAGAUGAUGCUUACCCCGGCCAUGCAGGGUGUUAUCCUAGCCAUAGCCAAAGCCAGACAAGUCUUUGACAAGGAUGGUCCUGAGGCAGCACUUAUCAAGGCAUUUCAUGAGGAGUACUGCAGAUUGUACGAGUUGUCUCAGCAGGAGAUCACCCCCCAGCAGGACCCUCGCCUCCAGCACGUGUUGGUCUAUCUCUUCCAGAACAAAGCGCCUGAGCGCAUCAUCGAGAGAACUCUGCUGGAGCAGUUCGGUGACAGAAACUUGAGCUUCGAUGAUAGGUCUGUCAGUAUCAUGAGGGAGGCCAGAGCCAAACUUCGUCUCAUCAAACCAGAAGACAUGGACAUGGAGGAGUACAUGCAAUGGCAUGACGACUACAGCAUGUUCAAGACCGUGUUUGCCUACCUGCUGACAGGCCUUGAGCAAUACCAAAAUGGAAAAAUUCGAGAGGCGCUGAUUUAUCUUGCACAUGCUUACCAAGACAAUUCAGCACUUCUCAAGAGUGGGGAAAAGAGAGGAGUGGACCACAAUCUUAUAGCAAUCUACAGGAGAAAAUGCCUGAAGGAGCUGAAUGAGAAUGCGGCAACGCUGUUUAAAAGCGGAGAAGAGAGCGAUGUGGAGGAGAGCGUGACCAUCAUGAACGACUAUGUCAUCCCCUGCAUGCACCUUAUGGUCAGAGACGGCAUCACGCAGGAGGACAUGGAUGCUAUUGAGGCGAUCAGGAGUCACUGGUGCUCUUAUCUGGGGCAGGAUAUGGAUGAGGUCCAGCAGGAGAAGCUGAGCGAGUUCUUGCCAAGGGUUCUGGACUGCUCGGCUGAGAGGGUGGUGCUGAAAGAGCCACCCAAAGUGAGAAAGUCGCCCCAUGACCUGUGCAGCCGCCUGGCCGCUGUCAUGGAGUCCAUCCAUAGCACAUCAGUCGUCACUGUGAAGUGAGCACACGCAGAGGAGGUGACAUCAUGGCGACAUCAUGGUAAUAUGCCACUGUUUAGCCCCUGAAUCCUGCUAAAUGGUCAACCACUGGUUUUCUAUCGUUGCACUGAAUAUAGAGCUGUGUCGUUUUUUAUACAUAUUUUUAACAUGCAUUGGUCGACCCUGACACUUCACUGCAUAGUCUAGUAUUUGCAGAACUAUUGUUUGGUCAUGUCAUGUUCUUUUAACAUGUUUGAUCUCAGGAAAGAUCAAUCGGAUUUUAUUUUGUUGCACAGAAUACCUUUUCAUCAUGAAGGCCGGGUAUUUGGGGAAAAAAUGCUCAAUAAUUUUCACAUGUACUGUAGAAUGGCAUUGGUGUGAAAUUAGUCCAUAGUCACCAUAGUCACAUUGUUUCAGAUUGCUCUGCUGGUUUUCCACUCCUCUGUUUCUUCCCUCUAAGCCUGUGCUGACUCCCAAUAAACUUUCUCUCACUUUGUUGUACUCUG